AGCUGUAACAUCAGGGUUCAUGAUUUUGUCCUUUCACCUUUCUGUUUUUUAUGAGUUACUGAAAAUUAACCAUUUUUACUUUUUUAUUUUAGAGUUGAUUGAAGAAAACGGGGAUUGAAGAGUUGAGUGAAGUUGAGGAGAAAAUCAUAUUCACAUGAGAGUUAAUACUGGAGAGAAUCCGUUUACUUGUGAUCAGUGUGGAAAGAGUUUCUUAGACUCAGCAAACUUUAAGGAUCACAUGAACAUCCACACUGGAGAGAAGCUGCAUGCAUGUGAUCAAAGCAGCAAAAUGUUUUUGUGGUCUUCAGACCUGAAGAAACACAUGAGAGUUCAUACAAAGGGGAAACCACACUCAUGUUAUUUGUGUGGAAAGAGUUUUUCAUGUCUGCAAAAUUUGAAAGAACAUCAGAAAAUACAUUCUGGUGUGAGAGACUACAUGUGCUUUGACUGUGAGAAGACUUUUAUUUCAGUGAACUGUUUAAAACAGCACCAGAGGAUUCAUACUGGAGAGAAACCAUACAAGUGUACACACUGUGACAAGAGAUUCAAUCAAUCAGGACACCUGAAAACACACCAGAGGAUUCAUACUGGAGAGAAACCUUAUAAGUGUUCACAAUGUGACAAGAAAUUCAGACACUCUGGACAUCUGAAAACACAUGAGAGGAUCCACACUGGAGAGAAACCUUAUAAAUGUUCACAAUGUGACAAGAGAUUUAGUCACUCGGGACAUCUGAAAACACAUGAGAGGAUUCACACUGGAGAGAAACCUUAUAAGUGCACACACUGUGACAAGAGAUUUAGUCAGACUGGAGACCUGAAAACACACGAGAUGAUCCACACUGGAGAGAAACCGUACACAUGUGAUCAGUGCGGGAAAAGUUUCACACAAAAAGGAAACCUUAUGGAGCAUAUGAAAAUUCAUACUGGAGAGAAGUCAUUCACUUGUGAUCAAUGUGGAAAGAGUUUCACAAAAUCAUCAAGCCUUAAGGAUCACAUGAACAUCCACACCGAAGAGAAGCUGUACACAUGCAAACAAUGUGGCAAAAUGUUUUUGAGGGCUUCUAACCUGAAUAAACACUUGAAAGUUCAUACAAAGGAAAAACCACAUUCAUGUUAUUUGUGUGGAAAGUUAUUUUCACGUCUACAAAAUUUGAAAAAACAUCAGAAAAUACACACCGCUGUGAGAGAGUACAUGUGCUUUGAGUGUGAGAAGACUUUUAUUUCAGCGAAUUGUUUAAAACUGCAUGAGAGGAUUCACUCUGGAGAGAAACCUUACAAGUGUUCACACUGUGACAAGAGAUUCAGUCAGUCAACACAUCUGAAAAAACAUGAGAGGAUCCACACUGGAGAAAAACCUUACAAGUGUUCACACUGUGACAAGAGAUUCAGUCGGUCAGGAAUCCUGAAAACACAUGAGAGGAUCCACACUGGAGAGAGACCUUAUAAGUGUUCACACUGUGACAAGAGAUUCAGUGAUUCAGGACACCUGAAAAGACACGAGACGAUUCACACUGGAGUGAAACCAUAUCACUGCACUGCAUGUGGGAAGCGUUUCAAACAUUCAUCUGCUUUACACAGUCAUACAAAAAACUAUCACAGUAAGUAGAUCAUCUCUAGUAGGGCUGUGCAAUUAAUCACAUUCGAUUGUCAUGUGCAUCUCAUCAGUAAAGCCGGUCCC
Cyprinus carpio (common carp) is the source of this 1678-nucleotide messenger RNA. Its product is annotated as zinc finger protein 271-like. Gene Ontology annotation, molecular function: RNA polymerase II cis-regulatory region sequence-specific DNA binding; DNA-binding transcription factor activity, RNA polymerase II-specific. The transcript has a single exon. The coding region runs from base 155 to 1606 and encodes 483 amino acids. Lineage: Eukaryota; Metazoa; Chordata; Actinopteri; Cypriniformes; Cyprinidae. Gene Ontology annotation, biological process: regulation of transcription by RNA polymerase II. The record is from RefSeq and is a predicted model, not a curated record.